AUGAAAAUGUCUUGGUGGAAGAAGAAAUUCUGCCUGUGGGUCCUGGUCUUCUAUAUGGUGCUGACUCUUAUUGCAGUGAAGCUUUCUCAACAACGGUUCAAGUGUGACUUUCAAAACCUGGAUCUGGGCUCCAAGGGCUUGCAAAGCAGGCGCUGUAGAAAUGCCUUGUACAAGUCCCUGAAGCUACCUGCAGAGAGCUCCAUCAACUGUUCUGCGAUCACCCGGGGAGAUGAGGAGGCAGUGACUCAGGCUCUUCUAAGCAACCUGGAGAUCAAAAACAAGCGAACACCUUUGAUGGACAUUGACUACCUCAACCUGACCAGAAACUGUGAGCACUUUAAGGCCAACAGGAAGUUCAUAGAGUUUCCGCUGAGCAAAGAAGAACUAGACUUUCCCAUCGCAUACUCUAUUGUGGUCCAUGAGAAGAUUGAAAAUUUUGAAAGGCUGCUGCGAACUGUGUAUGCCCCACAGAACAUAUAUUGCAUCCACGUGGAUGAGAAGUCUCCACUAACUUUCAAAGAGGCAGUCAAGGCGAUUAUUUCAUGCUUCCCAAACGUCUUCAUGGCCAGUAAACUCGUUAAGGUGGUCUAUGCAUCUUGGUCCAGAGUGCAGGCUGACCUGAACUGCAUGGAAGACUUGCUCCAGAGCAAAGUGCCAUGGAAAUACUUACUGAAUACAUGUGGGACGGACUUUCCUAUAAAGACCAAUGCUGAGAUGGUACAAGCCCUCAAGAUGUUAAAUGGGAAGAAUAACAUGGAAUCAGAGAUACCUUCUGCGCCUAAAAGAAAUCGCUGGAAAUAUCGCUAUGUGGUAACAGACACAUUGCGUAUGACAAACCAAGAGAAAGGUCCUCCUCCUGAUAAUAUACCCAUGUUCACAGGGAGUGCCUAUAUUGUGGCUUCACGAAGUUUCAUCCAACAAGUCUUACAGAACCCUAAAGCCCAGCAACUGAUUGAGUGGGUCAAAGACACCUACAGCCCUGACGAACACCUCUGGGCCACGCUUCACCGUGCACCAUGGAUGCCUGGCUCUGUCCCCUUCCACACUAAGUAUGACUUCUCGGACGUGGCUGCCAUUGCUAGAUUGGUGAAGUGGGAGAACCAUGAGGGCGACGUGAACAAGGGGGCACCUUAUCCACCUUGCACUGGAACCCACCAGCGGGCUGUCUGCAUUUAUGGGGCUGGAGACCUGCACUGGAUGCUGCAGCACCAUCACCUAUUUGCCAACAAGUUUGACCCAAAAGUGGAUGAUUAUGCUCUCCAGUGCUUAGAAGAGUACUUACGCCACAAGGCCAUUUAUGGUACUGAACUCUGA
This is a messenger RNA of Elephantulus edwardii (Cape elephant shrew), 1314 nucleotides long. RefSeq names its product glucosaminyl (N-acetyl) transferase 3, mucin type (gene GCNT3). Gene Ontology annotation, cellular component: membrane. Lineage: Eukaryota; Metazoa; Chordata; Mammalia; Macroscelidea; Macroscelididae. Gene Ontology annotation, molecular function: acetylglucosaminyltransferase activity. The coding region runs from base 1 to 1314 and encodes 437 amino acids. The record is from RefSeq and is a predicted model, not a curated record. The transcript has a single exon.